Molecule: messenger RNA, 1407 nt
Organism: Neogale vison (American mink)
Lineage: Eukaryota; Metazoa; Chordata; Mammalia; Carnivora; Mustelidae
Product: melanoma antigen preferentially expressed in tumors-like
Exons: 3
Coding region: 1-1407 (468 amino acids)
Biological process (GO): negative regulation of DNA-templated transcription; positive regulation of cell population proliferation; negative regulation of cell differentiation
Cellular component (GO): cytoplasm
Source: RefSeq, a predicted model, not a curated record
AUGGACCAAAAGACCGUAGCCACACUGCUAGAGCUUGCUGCAAAAAGUCUGCUAAGUAAUGAGCCUGCGGCUAUCCAUGCCCUGGAAGAACUCCCAAGAGACCUCUUUGUUCCCUUGUUCAUUGAUGCCUUCAUGGGAGGGCAUGAGAAGAUACUAAAAGCAAUGGUGAGGGCUUGGCCCUUUCACUGUCUCCAUAUUGGGGCACUGAGUGUACAAGAGUCCUAUUAUGAAAUCUUGGAAGCCAUGAUUGAUGGUCUGCAGAUCCUCCCUGACCAGAACUCUUCCUCUUGGGGGCCAAAACUGAGGAUCCUAGAUUUGAGACAGGACCCAGACUGUGGAACAACAUGCUCAGAGAUCAGUACCACAUUUCCUUUCUGUUUUCAGUCUUGUGUUUACUCUCAACACUCUAUCCUUAAAAUAGAAGAAGCCCAGCAUAGUGUCAAGUGUCUUGGAAUUGUUAAUUCAGAAUCUGAGCCUCUGUCAACCCAGAAACCCAUGGAAUUAUUAGUGGACCUUUCUUUCAAUGGUACCUUGAGAACAAAGCAAUUUCUUUCUUUCCUUCAGAGUAAAGUUGAGCAGAGCUUUGGGUCUUUGCACCUCUGCUGCAGAGAUUUGCAAAUUGAUAAAAUGUCUGCCCACAAAAGUGUCCUGCAGUUUCUGGAUCUAGGAUGCAUUGAUCACCUGGAAUUGAAUCAGGCUUAUCUGAAAGAAGUCACCACACUACUGGCUCAGAUGAUCCACCUGAACAGCAUUAGUUUGUCUAACAUCUCCUUUAAACAUUGUAAGAGGGAAGACUUCAGAACUUUUCUCAUCCAGCUUGGGCAACUCUCCAACCUCCAGGAACUCAGCUUGGCUUUAUUCUGCCUUACAGAUCAACUUCAUAAACUGCUCAGAAUCCUGCCACCUCAGUUGGAUACAUUGUGUCUAUCUUUUUGUGGCCUGUCUAACAGAGAUAUCACUGUCCUGUCCCAGAGUUCUCAGGCCACCUACCUAAAGCUAUUGAAUCUCAGCAACAACCAGAUAUUCUCAGAAGUUUAUGAGCCCUUCCAGACUCUGCUAGAGAAGGUAUCAGGCACCCUGCAGUAUCUGGAGAUAAAUAAUUGCCUGAUAACUGAUUCUACUCUCUCUGCUGUCCUCCCAGCCCUGAGCCACUGUACCCACCUCCGUGUCCUUAGCUUUGCCUUCAACCCCAUUACAAUGCCUCUGCUCAUGGGCCUUCUGCAGCAUUUAACAUGCUUGGUAGAUCUGAAGCAUGUUAUUUGUCCUGUUCCUGUCCACUGCUAUGAACAAUGGAAUUUUCCUGGCAGUUUGGACCGACAAAAACUUGCUGAAGUGCAGGCCCAAUUGACAGCAAGGCUGCAGGUAUUACGGCGAGAUGACAUGACCUGGACCACUUGUCCUGAGUGA